CGGUGCGAGUCCUUCCGAUACUUUCAGCGCGGUGGUGUUCGGGGCGGGCGAUCCUGGAGGGAGAAGUGGAAGUGAGGCAAGUUCCCUAGUGCCCGGGGAGACCAGGACCAAGGGGAGAUACGGAGAAUGUCUUCUGUUCUUUAGAAACUACCCGCGGUCGGCCCGGGUAUUGUGGGAAGAGGAAUUUUUGGCAGGGGUAAGGGCUUUUUGAUCUUUUGUGUGAUCCUGCAGGUUUUGGUAUGAACAGGAUUCGGAUCCACGUCUUGCCGACCAACCGGGGGAGAAUCACCCCAGUGCCCAGGUCUCAGGAGCCCCUCUCUUGUUCAUUCACUCAUCGCCCAUGCUCGCAACCUCGUCUGGAGGGGCAGGAGUUUUGCAUUAAGCACAUCCUUGAAGACAAGAAUGCACCCUUCAAGCAAUGUAGUUAUAUAUCGACGAAGAAUGGAAAAAGAUGUCCCAGUGCUGCCCCAAAGCCUGAGAAGAAAGAUGGGGUGUCCUUCUGUGCUGAACAUGCCCGUAGGAAUGCCCUGGCACUUCAUGCUCAAAUGAAGAAGACCACUCCAGGGCCUAUGGGUGAAACACUCUUGUGCCAGCUGAGCUCAUAUGCUAAGACAGAGCUGGGGUCUCAGACUUCAGAAAGUAGUCGCAGUGAAGGCAGCCGAAUUCUGGAUGAAGACAGCUGGAGUGAUGGGGAGCAGGAACCCAUUACUGUGGAUCAGACAUGGAGAGGUGACCCUGACAGUGAAGCUGAUAGCAUAGACAGUGAUCAAGAAGAUCCCUUAAAACAUGCUGGUGUCUACACAGCUGAAGAAGUGGCCCUGAUUAUGCGUGAGAAACUAAUUCGUUUACAAUCUUUAUACAUUGAUCAGUUUAAACGACUUCAGCAUCUGCUCAAAGAGAAGAAACGACGUUACUUACAUAAUCGCAAAGUGGAACAUGAAGCUCUAGGUAGUAGUCUCCUGACUGGCCCAGAGGGACUUUUGGCCAAAGAACGAGAGAACUUAAAGCGUCUAAAAUGUCUUCGGAGGUAUCGUCAGCGCUAUGGAGUAGAAGCCUUACUACAUAGGCAGCUGAAGGAACGCAGAAUGCUCGCCACAGAUGGUGCUGCCCAACAGGCCCAUACAACUCGUUCCAGUCAGAGGUGUUUGGCUUUCGUGGAUGAUGUUCGUUGUUCUAAUCAGUCUCUUCCAAUGACCAGACACUGCCUUACCCAUAUCUGUCAGGACACGAAUCAGGUUCUCUUCAAAUGCUGCCAGGGGUCUGAAGAGGUACCCUGCAACAAACCAGUUUCUGUAAGCCUCUCUGAGGAACCCUGCUGCCCACUGCAUUUCCAGUUGCCUCCUCAGAUGUAUAAGCCCGAGCAGGUACUGUCUGUGCCAGAUGAUCUGCAAGCCGGCCCCAUGGAUCUGUACUUGAGUGCUGCUGAACUUCAGCCCACUGAGAGUUUACCUCUGGAGUUCAGUGAUGACUUGGAUGUUGUGGGUGAUGGUAUGCAGUGUCCUCCUUCACCCUUGCUUUUUGAUCCUUCACGAACCCUUGAAGAUCAUUCAGUCAAAGACACUGCUGAAGGCCCAGUGGAAACUUUGGGCCGGAUGCAGAUGGCCGGAGAUGGGUGCAGAUCCCAGGGAUCUCGAAAUUCAGAGAAAGCCUCUGCACCAUUGCCUCAGAGUGCAGUGGCUACUGCAAAUGGGAAGCCAGAACACACUUCUGUCAGUUGAUAGUUUGUUUUGGGAACCAUUUGAAUUUCCCAUACUUUAAACAAGUAUUUCUGACCAUUUCUCUCUAAAGGACAACCCAACUACUUUAUUUUUCUUCUGGGUUAUUGAGUGCUAUAGUCAAAUGUACACCAAAUUUUGGGGGAAGGGACUAAUAGUGUCUAAAAGUUAUGAGUGUCUUCCCACUCUGGGCAAGGAAGAAAAAGAUAGGUGAAUCCUGUCCUAGCAGCUGGGAUUCAGCGAAUAUUUGGGACUCUGUGCCUAUAAAUAGAGAAAUCUUUGUAAGGGGAGUUCCCAAGCCUUGGGAACAAAUCCAUAUAGGUGUUUAGAUGGGAGCUGUGUACCCCUGGGAUAUUGAUGGACCCAGUGUCUGGUUAUUGCUAUCUAACAGUUUGUGUUUUAGCCUUUCUCACUUCUCACCUAAUUGGGUAAUCUGAACUCCCUUCCCCCCAGUAAACUCUGACCUACAGCCUCAGAAAAUAGCCCACAGGACUGGGUCUUCCUUAACCAUCCUCUUGCUUCUAACCUAUGUAAAUUUCUGUAGUGACUAUCUUAUGUAAGAUACCAUAAAAAGUUAUUGUAUAUAGUUUCUAUUAAAUGUUAAAAUGGUAUGAAAAUAUAAAACAAUCACUUGACUGCAUGUUUUGUUUGUAUUUGAGAGUAUAUAUACAUUUGGGGGUGGUCCUUAGGGAUGUGUUUCUGAUGGGAAAGGGA
Molecule: messenger RNA, 2429 nt
Organism: Molossus molossus (Pallas's mastiff bat)
Lineage: Eukaryota; Metazoa; Chordata; Mammalia; Chiroptera; Molossidae
Gene: KANSL2
Product: KAT8 regulatory NSL complex subunit 2
Exons: 9
Coding region: 240-1718 (492 amino acids)
Cellular component (GO): NSL complex
Source: RefSeq, a predicted model, not a curated record